Molecule: messenger RNA, 285 nt
Organism: Psilocybe cubensis
Lineage: Eukaryota; Fungi; Basidiomycota; Agaricomycetes; Agaricales; Agrocybaceae
Exons: 5
Coding region: 1-285 (94 amino acids)
Source: RefSeq, a predicted model, not a curated record
AUGCGCCUGCUCAGCGAGCUUGAGGACGAGAACCUUGAAUCCGUGUUCCCGAGCGGCGGACACGCUGUCGAAAACCUGGGCCUGCUCAGCGAGCUUGAGGACGGAAACAACCUUGAAUCCGUGUUCCCGAGCGGCGGACACGCUGUCGAAAGGAUGCACAUUGCAGGUCUGCGCUACCCUAAAACCUGGCUCUCCAUCAUUCCAUGCGGCACUCUCAUCGUCCGCGGAAUGCAAGGCGGGAACCGCCCCGCAGCAAGGUACGUGACUCGUUCUGAACAGUUAUGA